Messenger RNA from Stegostoma tigrinum, 1811 nucleotides. It is a transcript of the gene rad51c, whose product is annotated as RAD51 paralog C. Gene Ontology annotation, molecular function: ATP-dependent DNA damage sensor activity; crossover junction DNA endonuclease activity; ATP binding. The record is from RefSeq and is a predicted model, not a curated record. Gene Ontology annotation, biological process: meiotic DNA recombinase assembly; DNA repair; reciprocal meiotic recombination. Gene Ontology annotation, cellular component: Rad51C-XRCC3 complex; Rad51B-Rad51C-Rad51D-XRCC2 complex; replication fork. Lineage: Eukaryota; Metazoa; Chordata; Chondrichthyes; Orectolobiformes; Stegostomatidae. The transcript is spliced from 9 exons. Bases 263 to 1372 code for a protein of 369 amino acids.
AUGCAGUCCCUUUAACGCCCUGAAGUGUCUCCAAGAAGCCAGCAGGAGGCUCUGAGAGCUGCUGAACAAGCCUGAUUUUGGCGGGGGAUGUUGCAGGAGUGAAGUGGUUGAAGGUCGCCCCGAAGGGUUUUGUUUUGGUGGGAUUACUCUCCCAUGUAUCAUGCAGGAAGUGAUAUUCAGACUCAAGACUCUCUGUUCGAGGACUGCGAGUAGUCUGUUUGAAGUGAGGCCCCGGGUUUUCCGGCUCCUGCGGUGAGGGAAGAUGCAGAGAGACCUGGGCAGCUUUCCGCUUCCACCCGGGAUCAGAGUCAAACUGAUCAGCUCCGGCUUCCAGAGCGCUGAGGAUCUGAGCGGAGUGAGAGCUACUGAACUCAGCAAAGAGUUGGGCAUCUCCAAGGAGGAAGCAUUGGAAGUCCUACAGAUUGUGAGACAAGAGGGCUCUGGAGAGGAAUCCCAACUGAGUGUGAAGUCACCAUCUGCUCGGACGUACACAGCUCUGGAACUCCUACAGCAGGAACAUGCUCAAGGCUCCAUCAUCACCUUCUGCUCUGCUCUAGAUGAAAUCCUCGGAGGAGGUGUGCCCAUUGGCAAAAUCGUAGAGGUCUGUGGCGCUCCUGGUAUUGGGAAGACUCAGCUAAGCAUCCAGCUGGUUGUGGACGCACAAAUCCCUGAAUGCUUCGGGGGCUUGGAUGGUGAGUCCGUGUACAUCGAUACAGAGGGCAGUUUUAUCGUGGAUCGAGUGAUGGAUGUCGCUGCUGCUGCUGUGCACCAUUGUCACCUGAUUGCCCAGUCUGGCCAGGAUGAAGUGCAACAAGAAGCAGCACGGGCCUUCUCUGCCUCUGGAAUCCUCUCUCGCAUCUACUACUUCCGUUGCCAUGAUUAUGUGGAGCUGCUGGCCCAGGCUCACCUACUCGCUGACUUCCUAGCAGCACAUCCAAAGGUGCGCAUCGUGGUGAUAGACAGCAUUGCGUUCCCAUUCCGCCACAACCUGGAUGACCUGUCGCUAAGGACACGGCUCCUGAAUGGAUUGGCGCAACAGCUCAUCAGCAUGGCCAAUGACCACAGUGUGGCGGUGGUGUUGACAAACCAGAUGACCACACGGUUUGGACAAGUCCAUUCCUCGUUGGUCCCUGCUCUCGGUGAAAGCUGGGGCCAUGCAGCCACCAUCCGCUUAAUUCUACGCUGGGACGGAAAGCUGAGGUUUGCCUCCCUCUACAAAUCCCCAAGUCAGAAGGAAGCAACUGUACCGUACCAGAUUACUUCACUUGGCUUUCGGGAUGUCCAAUCAUCACAGCCAGUUUCAACGUCACUCAACAAUGGGGAUAACCCACGUAAACGUCCAAGGAACAAUGACGAUGACGAUGGACAGUGACCCAGGAGAGUCUGGAGAUCUGCCCACUUCACCUAGUGGUUUUCAGAGACACCGCCGUGGAAACCCAAUGUGGCGGUUGACUGGAUCAUUUCUUGCCCCUCCCCUUCCCCCUGCCCAAAAUACCCAGUCAAGUAGCUCAAUGUGGGCUACCUCCGGGUCUGACUGUGUGAACUCUGCUAAUAACCUGCUGUUGGGUUAUAUGAAUCCAGUUAGAUUUGGAAUAUUGAAAGUGACUUCUCAAAGAGUUAGGAGCCACCAACCCGCACUGGCUGAACCUCCUCGAUGCUGAACUCCCUAUCUCAGCCACAUGGUAGUCAGGAGUCACUUGUUGAAACCCUUUUGCCACCUCUCUGAUUCAAGUUGUCGUACUGCUCAGUGCUAAAUGUUCCUUUUUCUUUCCUGUUGGGCUUCCUUUUAAGUAAAUGUAUUUUGUAACUAA